Messenger RNA from Camelina sativa (false flax), 1007 nucleotides. The record is from RefSeq and is a predicted model, not a curated record. NCBI's taxonomy places the organism in Eukaryota, Viridiplantae, Streptophyta, Magnoliopsida, Brassicales, Brassicaceae.
ACUGAGACCAUCAUUUGCAUUUCUCACUUGAAACGGCUCCUCCUCCAUGUUCAUCAACUACGCUGCGACGGUACCCACCCACAAAACCCUAAUAAAAGCUUCAGGAGCCGCCAAGAUCAGUUUCAAUGGCGCUUAAUCUCGCCAGACCUAAGCAAAGGUUACAUUCUAAUCCAUCACUCAUUCACCUUUUCUCAACCUCUUCCUCCUCCUCUUCAUCAUCUCCUCAAGACGGGAACGAAUCUAGCGAACACCGCUCUCAAUCACCGUCUUCUACUACAUCUUCGCCUCCGUCGGAUUUCAAAAUCCCAUCCUACUUCAGUGGUAUCAAAAGCAGCCUGAAACAGAGUCAGCCUCAGGAUGGGAGGAGACAGUUCCCCAGGUUCGAUAGCAAAGCUCAAAAUCCAUCGCCGUCGCUCUCCGGUAACCAAAUCGGCGGCCGAAUUCAGGAAAUCAGGAGGAAUCUGAACGAGUUCCGAAGCAGAGAAGCAGCUCCUUCGCCGAGGGAUUGGCAGGAUGUUUACAAACAGAAUGUGUUAUCGAAAUCUGGAGAUUCGUAUGGGACUCGUAAAAUCGAGGGUACGUCAUUUGCAAGAGUAAAGGAGAACUUGAGGCAGAUGAGACCACAAGAAGGCAAAUGGGCCAGUUUAUCUGGGUUACAGAACACUAUGAAGACGCAAUUCAAUACAAAUCUCCGUUCAAAUGUAAUCGGAGGAGAAGGAUUGCCACAUUCAGUGUUUGCCGAGGAGUUAGAACAAGGGAACGACGACGCUGAGGAUAUGAAAUCGGAGUUUUACAAGAGUUAUGAUCCUUACGAAUUGGGAGAGAAGCUAAGAUUGUAUAGACCAGAAGGAAAGAAAGAACAAGGUUGGUUCUCACUACAGGAGCUGAAUCAGAGGCUUGUUAAGCUUAGGGCGAUGGAAGAGGAACAUGCACAGAGAACGAGUAGUUCAGCGCAUCCCUCAAUCGUCAAAGAGUUGAGGUCUGAGAUUCAAAAAGCCAAGGCUGCG